Molecule: messenger RNA, 4772 nt
Organism: Diachasma alloeum
Lineage: Eukaryota; Metazoa; Arthropoda; Insecta; Hymenoptera; Braconidae
Exons: 4
Coding region: 82-3546 (1154 amino acids)
Biological process (GO): microtubule-based movement
Cellular component (GO): nucleus; microtubule; kinesin complex
Molecular function (GO): microtubule binding; microtubule motor activity; ATP hydrolysis activity
Source: RefSeq, a predicted model, not a curated record
ACAAAGAAUCCGCCGAGAAAAUAUAGUAUCUGAGCAUCGAACUAUUUUUGACUAUUUUCUGUGCGAAAAAAUUGAUUCAAGAUGUGGAAUGGGAUUUUCAGUACUCCCCGGAAGGAGUCGUCAGGAACGGGAAAAGAACCUUCCCUAGACUCCUCAAACUGCCCAACAGUGAACGGAAAUUUGCGGUUUAGUCCAGUGUCCGGGAAUUCCCUGUGCACGUCUCAUCAAUCUCGAGAGAGAUCAGGGCUAUCCCACAGGAGCAAGGGCACGAGUUCAGACUCUGGGGGUGAUGGAGUGUCCUCAGACAGUAAUUUCAAGGUCUACGUUAAGCUCAAACCCCCUCCCAAGGGUCUGAAACUCAUCCCCUCGCAGUUGAAGCUCUUUCAAAUCGCAAAUCCUGCCAUUGUCGUGGAUUUGGCAGACGCCCACCAGGAUAUGAGCAAAAAUGUGGACGUCGUGGGGAAGAGGUUCCUGUUCCACGGGGCUUUUGGUGCUGGUGCCACGCAGAAAGAUAUUUUUGAACGAGUGGUGAAGCCACAGGUGGUCAAUCUCCUAGCUGGGGAGAAUGCAACUGUCAUGGCUUACGGUUCUACAAAAUCAGGAAAGUCUCACACCCUCGAGGGGUCCCCCCCUGACCCAGGAUUAAUCCUGAGAACGUUGGAGAUGAUUUUCUCCCAGGAAGAGGUUACAUCCACCCCCAAUUACAAGCCCACAGACAGCAACAAAGUUGAAGCUUUGAAUUCUGAAAGGAGAAGUUCAGAAAAAGAGAUUAAGAAGCGAAUUCUGUCGCCCCUGUAUGGCGAGCACGUGAAGCCGUACACAAAGGUCUUGAGGACAAUCGAGGAGAGCUGGGUGUUCCCUGCAGGCAUCAGAAUGGGACCGCAGCACGAGAUUUGGCUGUCGUACCUGGAAAUUCGAGAAGAACAAUACUACGAUCUGCUGUCACCCGACUAUCAGACGAGCCAUUCUCCCCUGCUGUACCAUACCAAUCCCAGAGGACAAGUACUCGUCGAGGGUGCGACCCAGCUGCACGUGGGAUCUGUCGCUGAGGCUCGGGAUGUCCUCGCAAUUGGCCGGAAUAAUCUCAAGAAAAUUAAUUCUAGGAUGAGCACAAACUCCUCGAGCUCCCACUGCAUUUUCAAUAUUACUCUGUUGAAGUAUGAGGAGAUCAAUCAACCGAAGAGGGUGAAGAUGAGCAGGUUCUCAUUCUGCGACCUGGCAGCCCACCAGGAGUCCCCGGCCCUGGACACGAGUCUCCUGGCGCUGGUCAAGUCCCUCCGAGGCUACUACAACACCCACCUGCACCCCUCCCCCAAAUCCCCCGAAGAAUUCACCCCCUCCAUGCUCACCAGCCUCUUCCAAGCCGCCCUCACAGGCUCCUCCCCCUUCUCCCUCAUCACCCACGUGAACCCCGACCCAGGAAUGUACAAGGACACCCACGCAGCCCUGCACCUCACCGCAAUCCACACAGAGAUCCUCACAAAAGUCAGAACCAUCAAUCCCCCCCAAUUCUCCAUGACCCUGAAAAGAAUGACCACCGAGGGAGCUGAAGACAUCUCCGAGUGCGACGACCUGACUGGUGAGCAGGCAGAGGAGCUCAUCACCUCCUUCAAGCACGAGCUGUCAGCCUACGGAUGCAUCAACCUCAGAACAAAAAUCGAAAUCAACAGAACAAUCAUCAACAACUACACCUCAAUGAUGGACAAAGUCGACAGGUGCAUUGUGAAGAAGCUGGAGGCUAUAUCCCACCCUGAGGCUGAUCCUCAGGUCCUCAAGAUGCACCACUUCGCCAUUGACCAGAUGAAGAGCAUCUUCGAAUAUCUCCAGGAGGACAAGGCCUCGACAGAGCUGGAACUGGCUGACGACGAGAUUGAGUUUGAGAGCAUGUCCAAUCUGCCCACAGAAUUGAGGAUAAAAAUACCUGAGGACGUUGAUCCUGGGAUUCCCCUGCUGAAGGCCACUCGAGGGAGAAAGGAGGAGGAGAGGAGGACAGUGGGCCUCACUAGACUAUUGAACGAAGCUAAAGCCCAAUUGGCGUCAGCCCUUCGUAAUAAUUCAGAAGCAGACAGAAAACUGGGGGCUGUGGAGAGGCGGUACGUGGGGCUGAAGGUGAAGAACGACAUGGGUGGAAUAUUGAAUCGACACACGAGGAAGUCCUUCAACGAGCACGAGGACAAUCUCCUGAGAUUGAAGAGGCUGCAGGAGGAGGUGAAUGCAGAGAAGGAAAAAUUGAGGGUUUAUGGAGUCAAGUGUGGAAUUUCCUUCGACGAUUGGCUCGAGAUGGAGAAGCUUGGGGAAGUUGAUGCGGAGUUCUCUGAUGACGAGGGAAACCCUGGAGGCUCUGAUGGAGAAACAUCUCCAGGAGAGGCUCGAGGGUCUGGAGGUGGUCAAGGGGCUGAUGGUAAAAUGAGAAUGAAUGGAAAUCUGAGAGUUGAUGCGCCUAAAAAGAAAUCAAUCAAUCCUCCUGGAGUUGAUGGUUCGAUGGCGAAGGGGAGGGAGAAUUAUGCUGAUGAAAUGCACCUGAAUAUCAUGAGAGAAUUGAAAGCUGAAUUGGAGUUGGAUAGAGUGAACGAGGGCUCCAGCAGUCCGAGGGGUAUUGAUGAUUCUGAAGAAGUUGAAACAGAAGUUUCUGUUAAAAUGAAUGGAAAACCCAGUGAUGAUCCUCCAGCAGGUGCAGAAGUGGUUGAAACCCCUGAGCUCAGUGCAGUGGAUGUUUCUGCUGCUAGAGAGAUCAUCAGCCCUGAACCCGUUGAAGAUGAGGCUUCUCUCCCUGAAGCCUCGACGACUCCUCAAACCUCUGCCCCAGGAGAAGGUAAAACUGUUCGGGAACAGCUGAAGGAAUUAUAUGCAGCGAGAGAUUGCCUGGAGAAGGUGGAGACGAAGACGCAGAAGGUCUUCGAGGGAUCCAACGAGGAUCCUCCAGUGCUCCUGGCCCAGGACAUCCUGAAGGACCUGAGGGACGCGAAGGAUCAUGUCAGGAGGUUCAAGGGCAUGAGGUGGCCUGAUGCAUCCCUGCAGGAUGACUCUAGCAAUGGUCUGGCUCCACCCGACCUGCAGACCGCCCUCAGCAGUCCUGUGUCGGAGGAUUCUCCAGGGGAUGCUGAGGCGUCUGACGAUGCCACCAACAUUCCACAGAGGCGAAGCAAAAGGAUCAGACUCGCCAGACAAGGGAAAUUGAAGAGGAAGAGGAAUGAAUCAGUUGAACUUUCUGGGAAUGAAGGUCUGGGGACAGCUGUCAGCAAUUCUUCGUCGAGAGCUAGCUCCUCGGAGGAUGAUCAGGGGGCUAGUGAUGCCACUGGCACUCCCCUGAGGAGGAGCGCUCGAAAGAAAUUUCGCACACGUCGAUUCAUCAGUCCCGAUAAAUCGCUGAGGUCGCGGCAGGGGAAGCGGAGAAAUUCAAUGAUAUGUUGCUACAAGUGUAAUGUUUCUAUUCUCGAUGGGGGGAGAUACCACUGCUUUGUCUGUAAGAAGGGGAGUAAUGAAAUGUGUCCUGAGUGCUUUGGAAAAUAUGGGCAUGACCAUCUCAUGGAGCUCCUGCCGAUUUAGUUUCAUGUUUUGAUAUUUAGUUUGAGAUUUAUUCGUUUUUUUGUUUAGUUUUGUGUUUUUUAUACGGAGCAUGGGGGUUUCGUAUCUUUGACAUUCAUCGAGUAUUUGCAGGUUGAAGGCAUUCAAGGAAAAUGUAAAGACAUUUUUUCGGAAGAAUUUUGUAAUCUAGAAAUAAAAUCUUCAGACGUCUUCUCGCGAACUUGAUGAUUUUUUGAAAUAAUUACGAAAGAGGACUUUUAAUUUCAUUGACACGAAAAUAGGGUAAAAUAACUCGACUUUGAUAGUUAAUAUGUAGACAUUUGCAAAUGAUAUUUGCAUGAUGUUACAAGUAUAAUGUUUCUAUUUUGUCAGAAGGAGAAUUCCUGGUGAUUUAGUUUAAUGUUUUGAUUUUGAGUUUAUGAUUUGUUCGUUUUUUUUGUUUAGUUUUGUGUUUUUUAUACGGAGCAUGGGGGUUUCGUAUCUUUGACAUUCAUCGAGUAUUUGCAGGUAUUCAAGGAAAAUGUAAAGACAUUUUUUGGAGAGAAUUUUGUACUUUAGAAAUUAACUCGUCAGACGUCUUCUCUUGAACUUGAUGAUUUUUUAAAUAAUUACGAAUGAGGACUUUUAAUUUCAUUGACAUGAAAAUGGGGUAAAAUAACUUGAUUUUAGAAGUUAGUAUGUAGACAUUUGCAGACAAAUAUGAUGUUACGAGUAUAAUGUUUCUAUUCUGUCAGAGGGAGAACAACGAGAUGUGUCCUAAGUGUUUUGAAAAAUAUGGACAUGGACUGAAGUUCCUGGUGAUUUAGUUUCAUGUUUUGAUUUUGAGUUUAAGAUUUGUUCGUUUUUUUUUAGUUUUAUGUUUUUUAUACGGAGCAUGGGGUGUUUUCAUAUCUUUGACAUUCAUCGAGUAUUUGCAGGUUGAAGGCAUUCAAGGAAAAUGGAAAGACAUUUUUUGGUGAAAAUUUUGUACUCUACAAAUAAAAUAUUCAGACGUCUUCUCGUGAACUUGAUGGUUUUCGAAAUAAUUACGAAAGACAGACAUUUAAUUUCAUUCACAUGAAAAUGAGGUAAAAUAACUUGAUUUUAGUAAUUAAUAUGUGGACAUUUGCAGCCUGAGAAUCGACAAUUUUCUCACAUUUCCAAGUGUUUAUUAACUCUGUAUUAUCUGAUCAGAAGACAUCAAAUAAAUAAUAAUUUUAUACUUUUGUAACAGAACGAAAACCAAUAAAACUCUUUUUAUAUUCUUG